GUAUGCGAGGACUUCGGCAUCAGGGGGAUCACGUUCGACCCGACCAACAGCCUCUUCGCGGGCGAGCGCGCGAAGAGCGUCGGCGCUGCCAUCAACCAGUGGGUGGACACCAACUCCAGCGGGCGCCAGAGCAGCGUUUUUGCGGCCGACCCCUGGCUGGUGGUGAGCGGUAGGCUGGGAGACAAGUACCCUGAGCCCACAAAG
Molecule: messenger RNA, 204 nt
Organism: Prorocentrum cordatum
Lineage: Eukaryota; Dinophyceae; Prorocentrales; Prorocentraceae
Source: the annotation of a GenBank genome assembly